AUGUCAGCGUUGAACAACGAGCAAGUGCAGCAAAGGCAAGGUACGGCCGCCCAAGAUGGCGCCAAUUUAGUGAUCAACGCCACCACCGGCUUUGCGGGUCCCUCCACCAGCGAGGCUGGUGGCAUAACUUUCCCACCACUUCCCAACCGAACUUCUCCACCGGCCGGCAGCCCCGCCACUGGAGCGGCGGUGGUUACCACCGCCAUCCAGCAAAACAUAACUCCAUUGCAGCAACAGAUGGCAGAGCAGAGCCAGCUUUUGGCCUCCAUGGCCAAGGUAAUAACAGCUGGUCAAAAUCCGGCAGCCACUGUGCUGUCGCCAGCCCAGGCCGCGGCGGCAUCGGUCGCACCAGACAAGGCUAAAAGGAGCAAGGAGAAAAGGAAGAAGAAGGAAGAAAGCUCCAGCUCGAGUUCAUCAUCAAGCAGCGACGACGAAGCUCCGGAGAGAUUGCGGCGCCUGGUGGACCGAAUCGAGGCACAACAGCCCACUGACCCGUCGGGCUUCCGCAAGCAAAUUUUCCAUGGUUUUGCCACGCAGGGCAAACUGGCUUUAGCAUUGUUGGCAGAGGAUCCGCCGAAUGUCAAGGGCGCCACUAAGGUUCUCAAGCCUUUGAUUCGCCGUGCGGAGGUCGGCAUGGCGGUCACCAACACCUUGGCAGCCGAGCCGCGUAUUGGCCUUGCUGCCGCCGACAUCUGCUUCAGCAUUUUGUGUAAUGAGGACAAGCUCCGGGACAAGACAAAACCCCGGAAAUUGGUAGACGGCGUCAAGGACCAAGCGCUAAAGCGCGCUGCCAGCCGCUCAGGAGGCGCGAAGAUGAUGCCGGCCGUAAUGCGAGAGAUGAAAAGCGGCGGCGUUGAGCGUUGUACACAGGCCUGCACACCUUUGGUUUUCGCCUUUCUGCGAGCUGCACCUUCAUUCGCCUUGGCUGUCUGGUUGUGCGCCCGCGCCCCAUCGCUGUGCGCCUGUGUGCGCGUCAUGACUUUGGUUGUCAAGCUGCCUUUGGUUCGUGGACAAGGUCUUGGUCUUCUUUGGAGAGUUUUGGAGCACGCUUGCGCUUGUCUUUCGUGGCCCGUCCUUCACGUCUAUGAGUUUUUGCAGUCGCUUUCAAGCACCCGCCCAGAUGCACGGCAGGCUCCGACGCUGCGCACCUGCCUGGAAGGCGUGGGUGACCAAUGCCCUUGUCCUUUCCUGGAUCAUCUAGCCGCACGUGCAGGGGCUCUGUUGGCGCCUCUGGGGGAUUGCGUCACCGCAGACCUCCAAGCUCUUGCCGUGCAGCUGGCGCAGGAGGCCCCAGAAUCAUUGGCAGCCAGGACCACCAAGGAUUACGCUACCGUAUGGCGCCAGUUCCGCAGCUGGUGGGAGGCACAUAAUUUCCCGUGGGACAUCUACUCCACGCCGGGGGAACUGGUAGCCCUCUACCUUCUGGCCCUACUCAACACGUCCAGGGCCGACGGCGUCGGACCUGGCCGCGUUCGCCUUGCCAGCGCGGCCAUAAGCACCUAUUUCCGCAUGGCUGGCAAGGCAACUCCCACAGAACACGCAGCCUGCGGUAUCGUCUGUACUCUAGCAGAGAAGCGCCUCCAUGGUCGACCGCUGCAGCGUGACGCCUUAGAACCGGAAGACAUUGCGGCCCUGGCUCGCUUAGUUGAGGGCCCAGAGGUGCGGCUCGACUACCUGAUGAUGGUGGCAGCGGUGGCCAUCAUGUUUGCUGGUUUCUUUCGGUUCGACGACGCUGCCGAAAUUUGCGUGCAUGUGGACUUGCUGUUGAUUUCUGCAUCCCACAUGGAGAUCUUCAUUCCCCGCUCGAAGACAGAUCAGCUCAUGCGGGGCCACUGGGUAGUCAUCGCACGCUCCGGUGGCCCAUGCUGUCCAGUCGGUCUUACCGAGCGAUUGCUGGAGCUAGGUGGCUACCGCAGACAGCCAGUAUCAGUAGAUGAAGAUGUAGGACCGCUCCUCCGACCGGUUCAAUGGACGCAACGUGGCGGGUACCUCUCGGGUCCUCUGACCGGCGGGAACAGCAUGGCAGCGGACCGUGGAGUGCCGGCGGAACUGCGCAAGGCUCACGGCCAUUGGUGCACGGAUGCUAUGGUUCAGCACUACACGCGGCGCGACACUGCAGCCAAACUCGAAGUCUCCCGCCGCCUAGGCCUCGCCGCUGUGUACAUGAUGGUGUCUCGCUAG
Molecule: messenger RNA, 2181 nt
Organism: Volvox carteri f. nagariensis
Lineage: Eukaryota; Viridiplantae; Chlorophyta; Chlorophyceae; Chlamydomonadales; Volvocaceae
Exons: 7
Coding region: 1-2181 (726 amino acids)
Biological process (GO): DNA recombination; DNA integration
Molecular function (GO): DNA binding
Source: RefSeq, a predicted model, not a curated record